UUGGCCCUGCGUGAGGCCACGCCCCCCGCGGUGGCCGCGAGGUUGGUUGCGCGGGUGCCGGGGAAGGAGACGCUGCCCUUCCGCAGCGAUGGGAUCCUGGCUCUUUGCAAGGACCCUCUGGUAUGUGUGUUCCUGUCUUUUCGAAGUGUGGACGGUGCCUGGGACCCAGCCAGCAGCCAGUUGAAGACAUUUUCCUUGGACGCUCUGAGACCCGAGGGUGCUGGUCCUGCCAUGGCGUUCCGGAGGACUGAGGGCGUGUCCAUGAUCCAGGCGUUGGCCAUGACAGUGGCUGAGAUCCCUGUGUUCUUAUACACGACCUUUGGGCAGUCUGCCUUCUCCCAGCUGCGGUUGACACCAGGCCUGCGGAAGGUCCUCUUUGCCACAGCCCUGGGCACAGUGGCCCUGGCCCUGGCCGCCCACCAGCUGAAGAGGCGACGGCGGAGGAAGAAGCAGGUUGGCCCCGAGAUGGGAGGUGCACAUUUGGGCACGGUGCCCCUGCCCAUCCUCAUGGCCAGGAAGGUCCCAUUGGUGAAGAAAGGCUACUCCAGCCGGAGGAUCCAGAGUCCCAGCAGCAAGAGCAACGACACACUGAGUGGCAUCUCCUCUCUCGAGCCCAGCAAGCACUCGGGCUCAUCCCACAGCCUGGCUUCGACAGUAGCAGUGAACUCGUCCAGCCCCACGGCUGCAUGCUCAGGACCAUGGGACGCCAGAGGUAUGGAAGAGUCCGUGACCACCAGUGACGGCAACGCAGAGAGUUUGUACAUGCAAGGCAUGGAGCUGUUCGAGGAAGCUCUACAAAAGUGGGAGCAGGCGCUGAGCGUGGGGCAGAGAGGGGACAGUGGCAGCACCCCCACACCAGGGGAGAUCCUGCGGAACCCUGAGACUGCUUCGGAGGUGCUCUCUGAGCCAGAGUCCCAGCGAAGGGAGUUUGCAGAGAAGCUGGAGUCCCUGCUGCACCGGGCUUACCACCUGCAGGAGGAGUUUGGGUCCACCUUCCCGGCUGACAGCAUGCUGCUGGACCUUGAGAGGACCCUCAUGCUGCCCCUGACCGAGGGCUCCUUGCAUCUACGGGCGGAUGAUGAGGACAGCCUGAACUCUGAGGAUUCCUUCUUCUCCGCUACUGAGCUCUUUGAGUCCCUGCAGGUGGGAGAUGACCUGAUCCCACUCUCCAGGCCGGCUGCCGCUUACGAAGAGGCCCUACAGCUGGUGAAGGAGGGCAGGGUGCCGUGCCGGACCCUCAGGACUGAGCUGCUAGGCUGCUACAGUGACCAGGACUUUCUGGCCAAGCUGCAUUGUGUGCGGCAAGCCUUCGAGGGUCUUCUAGAAGACAAGAGCAACCAACUUUUCUUCGGGGAGGUUGGCCGGCAGAUGGUGACGGGCCUGAUGACCAAAGCCGAGAAGAGCCCUAAAGGCUUCCUGGAGAGUUACGAGGAGAUGAUGGCCUAUGCCCUACGGCCCGAGACCUGGGCUACCACGCGGCUGGAGCUGGAGGGCCGGGGGGUGGUGUGCAUGAGCUUCUUUGAUAUUGUGCUGGACUUCAUCCUCAUGGAUGCCUUCGAGGACCUGGAGAACCCCCCAUCCUCGGUGCUCGCUGUCCUGAGGAACCGGUGGUUGUCAGACAGCUUCAAGGAGACGGCUCUGGCCACUGCUUGCUGGUCAGUCUUGAAAGCCAAGAGGAGACUGCUGAUGGUGCCCGACGGCUUCAUCUCUCAUUUCUACUCCGUAUCGGAGCACGUUAGCCCCGUCCUAGCCUUUGGCUUCCUUGGACCCAAGCCCCAGCUCGCAGAAGUCUGCGCUUUCUUCAAGCACCAGAUCGUGCAGUACCUGCGGGACAUGUUCGACCUGGACAACGUGCGCUACACGUCUGUGCCGGCGCUGGCAGAUGACGUCCUGCAGCUGUCCCGGCGCCGCAGCGAAAUCCUGCUGGGCUACUUGGGGGCGCCCGUGGCCAGCAGCGUGGGCCUCAACGGGGCAGUGCCUCGAGAGAACAGGCCCCUGGGGGAGCUGCAGUAGCGGUGGGGGCAGGCCUGCAGUGGGGG
Molecule: messenger RNA, 2039 nt
Organism: Lontra canadensis (Northern American river otter)
Lineage: Eukaryota; Metazoa; Chordata; Mammalia; Carnivora; Mustelidae
Gene: MIGA2
Product: mitoguardin 2
Exons: 16
Coding region: 232-2013 (593 amino acids)
Biological process (GO): mitochondrial fusion
Source: RefSeq, a predicted model, not a curated record